This is a messenger RNA of Syngnathus acus (greater pipefish), 1127 nucleotides long. It is a transcript of the gene sf3a2, whose product is annotated as splicing factor 3a, subunit 2. Gene Ontology annotation, biological process: spliceosomal complex assembly. Gene Ontology annotation, cellular component: U2 snRNP; catalytic step 2 spliceosome; nucleus. The record is from RefSeq and is a predicted model, not a curated record. NCBI's taxonomy places the organism in Eukaryota, Metazoa, Chordata, Actinopteri, Syngnathiformes, Syngnathidae. Gene Ontology annotation, molecular function: nucleic acid binding; zinc ion binding. The transcript is spliced from 8 exons. The coding region runs from base 185 to 1054 and encodes 289 amino acids.
UAGAGUCCCAGUGAAGAAUAAACGACAUGCGCAUGCGUCCUGACUGCAUUCACUAGUAGCGUGAUCUUAGCGUUGUAUUGUAGGUGACUGAGACAAGAAAGACAAAAAACAGCUGUACAUUGUCAGAUUAACUGGGCAUUUUGCCUGGGAGAAUUUUCCUGUUUUGGUCAAUCACCUCUCAAAAAUGGAUUUCCAACAUCGAGCUGGAGGGAAGACUGGAAGUGGAGGGGUGGCGUCCUCCUCGGAGAGUAAUCGGGACAGAAGAGAGCGGUUACGCCAACUGGCUCUAGAGACCAUUGACAUCAAUAAAGACCCCUACUUCAUGAAGAAUCAUUUAGGAUCAUAUGAGUGCAAACUUUGCCUGACGCUUCACAACAAUGAGGGCAGCUACUUAGCCCAUACACAAGGAAAGAAACAUCAGACCAAUCUAGCACGGCGCGCUGCCAAAGAAGCCAAAGAAGCUCCAGCUCAGCCAGCGCCAGCAAAAGUGAAGGUCGAAGUCAGGAAAUUUGUCAAAAUUGGCCGGCCUGGAUACAAAGUAACCAAACAGAGGGAUCCAGAGACUGGGCAGCAGUCAUUACUAUUCCAGAUUGACUACCCAGAAGUAGCAGAAGGUAUUGGGCCGAGACAUCGUUUCAUGUCUGCAUACGAACAGCGCAUCGAGCCCCCGGACCGUCGUUGGCAGUACCUGCUGAUGGCUGCAGAACCUUACGAGACUAUCGCUUUUAAGGUCCCCAGUCGAGAAAUCGACAAAGCCGAGAGCCGUUUCUGGACGCAUUGGAACCGAGAAACAAAACAGUUCUUCCUUCAAUUCCACUUUAAAAUGGAAAAAGCCCUCCUGCCACCAGGUCCUCCGCCUCCUGCUGGUAUGAAGCGUCCUCCCCCUCUUAUGAGUGCGCCUCGUCCACAAAAUGAGUCCAUGCCCCCGCCUCCAGGUGGGAUGGUCCUCCCCCCCGGUGCCCCCGGUACCCCUCAAAUGUCCUCUCAGAUGGCCAUGCCACCAAUGCCAAUGAGGCCGCCUCCCCCCGAGGCCCUUGCAGCGGGUAACAAUUAAUUGUGUUCAAGUUCUACAUUUAAAAUCCAACUCAUUUUUAUGAUUUUGUAAUUAAAGAUUCUAGUGGGAAAAA